Molecule: messenger RNA, 2734 nt
Organism: Xiphias gladius (swordfish)
Lineage: Eukaryota; Metazoa; Chordata; Actinopteri; Istiophoriformes; Xiphiidae
Exons: 15
Coding region: 471-2234 (587 amino acids)
Biological process (GO): positive regulation of hippo signaling
Cellular component (GO): cytoskeleton; cytoplasmic side of apical plasma membrane
Source: RefSeq, a predicted model, not a curated record
UUCUCCAGGAAAAAUCUGACGGCAAUCCUCGUCGACAAGUGGCGUCCCAGCCGGUGUCCCCACUUUGCGUGUGGACCACUAAUUAGCGCGAGAUCGCUCUACCAACGCAAAACAUCGGGGGAUAUAACUGUUAGUUCGCAGAUCUCUCGAAACAGAGUGCCCCCCCACACCCGUCCAAAAUGGUACGACUCAGUGGUUUGGGCUUCGCCGUGGGUGAAGAAGUUACAACACGCGAUGGCGAGGGGGAGAGACUGGUGUCCUCCCGACUUCUGUCAUGUUUUUAAACGGAUGGGGGCUUGUGCUUUGAGAAGACCUGCGACUGAACUGUGCACUCCUUCGCCUCCUAUGAUAUGAUGAUACAAUAUGGACAAGCUGCCCUGGAAGAGAUAAAAAGUGAAGGAUAGAGAAAGCAAGACAGAUUGAAGCAGUUUAACAGAGAGGGUACUUAUCGCAGACGUACAGAAGACAUUAUGUCCACCUCAGUAAAGCAGGAGAGAACCAUUUGUGUUCUCCUCCCCAACAAAGACCAGCUUGACAUCACUGUCAGGCCAAAGUCCACAGGGCAGGAUGUUUUUAAUCGUGUGACAGAGCUUCUUGGACUCAAAGAGCUGCACUUCUUUGGUCUCACAGUGGUGAGGGACAAUGAGCACAUAUUUUUAGAUAUGGGGGAGAAACUGACUAAGUACCUUCCUAAGGAAUGGAGGCAAGAUUCAGGAAAGGCAUUACAGAAGAGACCUUUGCCUCUGGUACUCUGCCUCAAAGUGCAAUACUACGUAGAGAACGGUAGACUCAUUUGUGAACGAAAGGCACGACAUCUAUACUACACUGAUUUGCGUGAGCGUGUGCUUCGCUCUGAAUGUCGUCAGCAAGAGGAGGUGUACUUCCAGCUGGCAAGUUACGCCUUGCAGGCUGACCUCGGUGACCACCCGCCGCCCAGGGAGUAUGCAGAGAUCACCCCUUACUUUGAGCCCAAGGAUUACUUUCCCCCUUGGAUUGUAGCUAAGCGUGGAGUGAACUACCUCCUCUGUCAUGGGCCCAAAGUGCAUCAGGAGCUGUGGGGCAUGUCUACCCGUGAUGCCAUCCUGCUCUUCAUCAGGGAGUCAUGUCGACUGGAGGAUGUACCUGUCACGUUUUACAGACUGCAGAAGGACAAAAAGGAGGAGAGAGGAACAGCAUUGCUUGGUCUGACCCUGCGAGGAAUGCAGGUUUAUCAGGAGGUGAACAACAUGCGACAGCUGCUGUAUGACUUCCCCUGGUCAAACGUGGGACGUCUCACCUUCCUGGGUAAGAAAUUCGAGAUCCAGCCAGAUGGCUUGCCAUCAGCUAGGAAGCUGAUUUACUACACUGGGUCAUCGUUCCGCUCUCGCCACCUCCUCCUGCACCUGAGCAGCAGCCAUCGCCUCUACCUCAGCCUCCAGCCUGCCCUCAAACACUUACGCCAGCUGGAGGAGAGUGAAGAGAAAAAGCGUUACAGAGAGUCGUACAUCAGUGAUGACCUCGACCUGGACCCCCCAGGCAGUGAGAGCAGCCCUGGUCUGUCUCGACGCUCGACCUGCAGCUCUGGAAUCGAAGCCGACGCCCGCCAACACAGCAUCUCCACAGAGAUGGCCUCCAUGGAGGAGGAAGGUCAACGGCAAGGAGAGAAGUGUUUCAGCUCAGCAGCCAGCCAUGGCAGCUCCUGUACCUCUGGGUUUGACGCAGGCAGUAAGGCUCAAAUAGAAGACGAGGGGUGGCAAGAAGAAGAGAUCAAGACCAAUGUUGGAACUCCAAAGGAGGUUCUUGUGAAUGAUCCUGAAGAGAUGCUCCAGUUGGCUGAUCUUGUUGAAGGGGUGUCAGUGGAUUCUGCAGAAGUCUCCUUAGAAACUCAUUCACCAGAAAAAGUGUCUACCCCAGACAGUGAUGGAGAUCUUUGGAAAUUACGCAACAAAGAUAUGUUAAAAAAGAUGCUGAAAUCUGGGGCACAUGUAUGCGUGGAUCGGCACAGCCACAGUCUAGAUGAUGUCCGUCUCUUCCCAGCUCCGACACCCCUGGGGACGACACUGCUGCCUGAUUCCUCCCACAGCUAUACCUUUGGGCUCCCAGAUUGCUCAAAAAACCCAAAGAACCCUGUUGAUCACAGUUAUUACCCCCUUUUGCACUGCCAAGCCAAACCUUCAUUCUAUGGCCGCAGGUCUACCAACAGCCUCUCCUUGGACAUGUUAGGUGAUGAACAGUUCCUGGAAUUCAUACUUUGAAUACAUCAAGUGCUGAUAUCCACAAAUACGCCUAUUCUCUGCCUUCAUUAACGGCACAACUUAACUCAUAGGUUGCCAAUACAUGAAUGUCUGUUUUCUCUACGUGGUGGUGAUGACCACGAGGGAUGUGUGUGCUUUAAAUUGCAGAUAGACAUUACUGAAAAUGACGGGACCCCUGGUUCCUCUCAAAAAAGCUGUGGAUUAGAUAUCAGAUCUAAUUCAGCAACAUUUCAAUCAGUAAAAAGAACAUAUUUAUUAAUGUUGUAUAUUUUGUACACACUACUUGCACUAUUUUAUUACAUUUCAUCUUCUUUGAGCAAAAACAUUUCUAAUCACUUUUACUGUCUUUUGUAAAGUUUAUGCUGUUACAAACUUCUCUGAAAUGUCUUAGUAGAUUAAUAUUGAGUGCAUAAAAUUUGACAGUAACGGAUGUUUUGUAACUUUAAGGCAAUGCAGCCAUGUGCUGCAUUUGACAUAAGAUGAGAUGGGACUUACCUUCC